UCCCGAAUUCACCGAUUGAGAUCCAGAGAAGCACGGCCGCCGAGGAAACGGGAGGUAAAUUAAACUCGGCGUUUGAUCAACUGCGCGCGUGCAUGCAUGCGUUCUUGCAUUGCUCUUGGCUACCUCGCUGCCGAUUCACCGUCGACGUGGUGGCGCAUACAUGAUGGAGAUGUCGCUGAUGGAGGCGAUGGUGAGCGGCGGCACCGGGGAGUCGAUCCUGACGUCGAUGAAGUUUGCGGUGCUGCCGAUCGCCAAGGUGUUCACAUUGUGCUUCAUGGGCUUCCUCAUGGCCACCAGGUACAUCGGCAUCCUCGACGCCAACGGCCGCAAGCUUCUCAACGGGCUAGUAUUUUCCCUACUACUUCCGUGCCUUAUAUUCACUCAGCUUGGACGAGCAAUUACAGUGCAGAAACUCUUAGACUGGUGGUACAUUCCUUUAAAUAUUGUUCUGGGGACAGUGUCUGGUUCUCUAGUAGGCCUUCUUGUGGCGUUCAUUGUACAGCCGCCACGUCCAUAUUUCAAGUUCACCGUUGUCCACAUCGCCAUAGGUAACAAUGGAAACAUGCCUCUUGUCCUCAUCGCCGCUCUCUGUCGAGACCCAUCAAACCCGUUUGGCGACCCUGAGAAAUGCAGGCAGGACGGCAACGCAUACGUCUCUUUUGGGCAAUGGGUCGGGGCGAUCAUCUUGUACAGCUACGUGUUUCGGAUGCUUGCGCCGCCGCCUGGUGAAACCUUCGAUGGAAGCAGGGUGGAGAAGCCCCCUCCCCCAGCCCUGGCUGCUGCACCUGAACAAGUUCCCCUGCUAACCUCGCGUGCGUCUGAACAAGCUCCCAAGUGCUCAAAAGCACUGCAAGUUCUGCACAUCUUUGUUCAGAAAUUUAAGCUGAAGCGAGUGUUUCAACCUCCUGUGAUUGCCUCGGCACUGGGCAUUUCCAUUGGAGCAACGCCAUCCCUCAAGCACUUGGUCCUGACUAACCACGCCCCCUUGUUCUUCUUUACUGAUGCCUGCAUCAUUCUUGGGGGGGCAAUGAUCCCAUGCAUCUUGCUCGCCCUCGGAGGCAAUCUCGUCGAUGGUCCGGGUGCGGGCAGCAAGAAGCUGGGACUGAGGACGACGGCGGCGAUCAUCAUCGGGCGGCUGGUGCUGGUCCCACCGGCGGGGAUGUGCAUGGUCGCCCUGGCGGACAGGCUGGGGUUCAUCCCGAGGGGCGACACCAUGUUCAAGUUCGUCCUCCUCCUGCAGCACUCCAUGCCCACCUCGGUGCUCUCCGGGGCCGUCGCUAAUCUGCGCGGGUGCGGGGAGGAGUCGGCGGCGGUGCUCUUCUGGAUGUACGUUUGCGCCGUCUUCUCCGUGGCCGGGUGGAUGGUGCUCUACAUCAGAAUGCUCUUCUGAGGCCUCCACCCCUUGUGUGGUUCCGUUCCCGCUUCUUCCACCAAGCAAAUGUUACUCUAUACUCCAUCUCCACUCCACUCCGACCGAUACAUCAUAUGCUGCUGUUGGUUGUUGCUUAUUGCAGUUCACACGCGCCGACGAUGGUGAUGCUAGUAGUACUAGCUGACACUGACCUCCCGGUCGCGGACAAAGUUUGCUGUCGACGCUCUCGAUUCGUGCGUCUAGGACUUGUGUCCCACAUGGCUCGCCGCCCCGGCCGGGAAGGGCUUGGCUCCUUUUGAUUUGUGUGGCGGGGACGGGAUACGGCCGCCGCUGGAAAUGCCCUGCAGCUUCACAUAAACGACAGAAAAGGAAUAUGCACCAAGCAUUCGGUCUACACUAAGAGUUAUGGAUCAGUAAAAGCUAGCACUCUUUAUGA
Molecule: messenger RNA, 1808 nt
Organism: Triticum dicoccoides
Lineage: Eukaryota; Viridiplantae; Streptophyta; Magnoliopsida; Poales; Poaceae
Product: protein PIN-LIKES 6-like
Exons: 10
Coding region: 161-1390 (409 amino acids)
Biological process (GO): endoplasmic reticulum to cytosol auxin transport
Cellular component (GO): membrane
Source: RefSeq, a predicted model, not a curated record